GGUGGCCAUGGGACAAGGAUGCCGAGCUCUUGGGCACUGGUGCUGGUGGUGCUGGGGGGGGCCUGCGCCCUCCCUGCCCCGGCCCCCCUGGCCUACACCCAGGCACUGGCUCAGGCCGUUGAAUCCUACAACCAGCGCCCCGAGGUGCAGAACUCCUUCAGGCUGCUCAGCGCCGACCCCGAGCCCGCCCCGGGCCUUGAGCUGACCACGCUGCGGAUGCUCAACUUCAGCAUGAUGGAGACGGAGUGCAGCCCCAGCUCCCGCGUGAACCCCGAAGACUGCGACUUCAAGGAGAAUGGGGUCAUCAGGGAGUGCUCAGGGCCAGUGCAGUUCCUGCAGAGCUCCCCUGAGAUCGACCUGAGCUGCAAUGAUGCCUCCUCCAACCCGGUCCUGGUCCAGCGUGGCCGGUUUGGGCGCUUCCUGGGCAAGAUCCGGCGCUUUAGGCCCAAGAUCAGGAUCAGCGGCAGAGCCGAUUUGACCAUCCGCGUGGGCUGAACCAAUAAAGGGGCUGUUCAUGGUCCGUGUGUGUGA
Molecule: messenger RNA, 531 nt
Organism: Pezoporus occidentalis (night parrot)
Lineage: Eukaryota; Metazoa; Chordata; Aves; Psittaciformes; Psittacidae
Product: cathelicidin-2-like
Exons: 4
Coding region: 19-495 (158 amino acids)
Biological process (GO): antimicrobial humoral immune response mediated by antimicrobial peptide; innate immune response; defense response to Gram-positive bacterium
Cellular component (GO): extracellular region
Molecular function (GO): lipopolysaccharide binding
Source: RefSeq, a predicted model, not a curated record